Messenger RNA from Carica papaya (papaya), 2242 nucleotides. Lineage: Eukaryota; Viridiplantae; Streptophyta; Magnoliopsida; Brassicales; Caricaceae. The record is from RefSeq and is a predicted model, not a curated record.
AUGCCUACUCCUCCACAGGCAGCUUGUCCAAACAAGAAAGUUAUGUUCUGGCCUGUCACUUGGCCUAUUCAGGAUGGACAAAUUGCGUCAGCUACUUCUGUGCAUUGUAAACAAGCACUGGACUUGGAGAAAGAACCACUUCCUGAGAAGUAUAAUGGAGAUGAGAAGCCAUCAGAUGAAAAUGAAAAUCAGGGUGAUAAUUGUUCACAGGUUCUCACCCUUCACCAAGAAGCUCAUUGUUCUUCAGUGUCUUCAGUGAACAAAACUUCUACACCAGCAACAGUGGCACUCAGAAAUUCGCGCUCUUUUAGGGAGUUUGUAUCUCCACUGAAACAGGACAAUGGGACGAGUAAGGCCUCAAACAUAGAGAAUUCCUGUCUCCUACAAGAUAAAUCAAUUCAAGGUGCUGAAGAGGGUAUGAAUGAUUCGCUGCCAACAGAUGAUAUGCAAGGCAUACAAAACUACCCAAGGCAUGUCCCUGUGCAUGUUCUAGAAAGGAACUUGGGAACAACUCCUCCCCCAGAUUUGCCAUAUCACAACUCUAUAUUCCAUGCCACAAGAGGAGUUCAUGAACAUUCCAGUUUGUUCACAAAUCCGGUGGCAUCUUCUGCAACAGAACAUCAGAGUAAUGUGCCAAGGUCUGCUCAUCAAACAUUUCCAACUUUUCAUCCUCCCUUUAACCCAGUUCGUCACAGUGAAGAUGAUUAUCAAUCUUUUUUCCACUUCUCUUCCACUUUUUCUAGUCUUAUCGUGUCCACUCUGCUACAAAAUCCAGCUGCUCAUACUGCAGCAAGCUUUGCAGCUUCCUUUUGGCCCUAUGCAAAUGUGGAAGCUUCUGCUAAUUCUCCCACAGCCACCCAAGGAGGUUUUCCAGCCAGACAAGCGAACUCCGCUCCUAGUAUGGCUGCUAUUGCUGCUGCUACUGUCGCAGCUGCAACUGCCUGGUGGGCAGCCCAUGGACUCCUUCCCUUAUGUGCUCCUCUUCAUGCCAGUUUUACCUGUUCUCCUCCAUCUGCUACUGCAGUUCCAUCAAUAGAUAAUGGCCAAGCUCCAGCAGCAAAGGCGGAGAGGAAAGAAAACAUCCUUCAAAAUCCCUCUUUGCAGGAUCAACAACUUGACGCAGAACACUCUGAAGCUUUGCAAGCUCAACAUUCAGCCUCUAAAUCACCAAUUUCAUCAUCAUCGGAUUCUGAGGAAAGUGGAGGCACGAAGCAAAAUGCUGUAUCAGAAGCUGCUGAUCAUGAGAAAGCUACGGCAGUAACUGCUGAAAUUCUUGAUUCAAACAAAACAAAGAGCAGAAAACAAGUUGAUCGCUCUUCUUGUGGUUCAAAUACAACCUCUAGUAGUGAAAUAGAGAGAGAUGACUUAGAGAAGAAAGAGAAAGACAACGAAGAGCUGAAAGAAGCAAACCUGCUAGCAAAUGAGAGUAGCAAUCGUCGCAAUAGAAGCAGCAGCAACACUAGUGAUUCUUGGAAGUCAGUCUCUGAAGAGGGCCGGCUUGCUUUUCAGGCUCUCUUCUCCAGAGAGGUUUUGCCACAAAGCUUUUCACCUCCACAUGAUUUGAAAAGUAAAGGACAUCAAAAAGAGGAGGAUAAACAAGAAGAAAAACAAACCACAGAUGAGAAAGGUGGAGAUACAUCAGCAUUUGAUCUCAACAGCAAGUCUUCUGACCACCAAGGAGUGGCGAAAAAUGCAUUAUCAAAGGUUGAGAAUAAUUGUGAGGAGAGUCUGCUGACAAUUGGGUUGGGACAUGCAAAACUCAAGUCCCGAAAAACUGGAUUCAAACCCUACAAGCGGUGUUCUAUGGAAGCCAAGGAAAACAGGUUAGUGAACGCCACAAGCCAGGGUGACGAGAAGGGUCCCAAGAGGAUGCGCUUGGAAGGAGAGGCUUCAACUUGACAUUUAACAUUGCAUGCAACUAAACAGAGGAAACCUUUGUUUUUUGCGUGUAAUUCCUAAUUUUCUCCUUUUAUCUAUAUUUACUUUCCUGUUAUAAGUUCGAGACUUUCAGCCCACGAGACUUUUUCGUGUAGGUGUGUGUAUUAUAUCUGUCUGCAUUGACUUCAUUUACUUUCCAUUAUUUGUGCAAUAGCUCCUAAAAACUCCAUGAUAGACCUAGAUAAAGACCAUUACGUAUUAAAUGGGCCUUUAGUUGGCCCCUUCCGUCCAAGUAUGUCUCUCUUAUUUACGUUGUUCAUCUUCCUAGAUUGAUUGUGUGAAUAGAUAUUUUGAUCUUGUAAUA